Molecule: messenger RNA, 165 nt
Organism: Nematocida parisii ERTm1
Lineage: Eukaryota; Fungi; Microsporidia
Exons: 1
Coding region: 1-165 (54 amino acids)
Source: RefSeq, a predicted model, not a curated record
AUGAUACCACCAGUCUCGUAUGAGAAUCCAAUGGCGAUAUGUCAGUGUGACAACCCGCACGAUGAUCCCGACAAAACAAGGCCAGAUCACAGAUCCGUGUAUCAACUACUGGCUAGCCACCUUGAGACAUUCACACACUUUAUGGAGAGACUCAAAGGGCAUUAA